Messenger RNA from Somion occarium, 1613 nucleotides. The record is from the annotation of a GenBank genome assembly. Lineage: Eukaryota; Fungi; Basidiomycota; Agaricomycetes; Polyporales; Cerrenaceae.
AAGCAAAACAAUCACCAAAGAGUAUUUCUCACCAUAGCAUUCACGCCCCCCUCGUCCUGCUCGUCAUCCUUACCACUAAUACAUCAGCCCAAGAGAUUGACCUCUCUAUUCGAAAUCUACACCAGCUCGUCAUCACGCCUAAGUCGUUGAUCUAAUAUCUCCCCAUACCUUUCAUCGAUACCUCGGAUUUCCAGUCCCAAAAGCAUCUGGCCAGUUCCAGUUACUGCAACUCAUAUUUCUAGAUCAACGGCUCCUCCUCCUAAGUGUUCUCUCUCAGUAAACAGCCGUUAGCAGCAAUCAUGGCAUCUCCUGCAACUGCACUUCCUGCACCUGCUGCUCAAGCCGCCAAAUCCGCGCUGAAUACUGCUUUGGCGGAGAAUGAUAUCAAGGAGGGUGCUGAUGCUGCUCCUGGUACCCCGCCUACGGAGAAGAAUGGAGGUGAUGUUUCGUUGGAGCCUGGUGAGAUCCAGGAGGUCGAUAUGCAACAACAGGCGGAGAAUAUCCGUACCGUAUUCAAUGAUCCUAAAAACUUCAAUGUCAAGCAUCCUCUUUUCUCGCCCUGGACCCUCUGGUUUGAUUCACCCGCUACCAAAGGCCGCAAUCUUCCUCAAACUCCCAUGUCCUCUUUCCCCCAGACCCCUCUUCCUCAAACUCCUGGAGGUCUUGCUGUAGCGGCCCAAGGCUGGAUGGAGGAUAUUAAACGUGUUAUUAGCUUCGACAGUGUAGAGGAAUUCUGGGGGUAUGUUUGGCUCUCCUCUGGAUUUUCUGACGAUUUCGCUGACCUUUUGUGUGUUAGACUGUACAAUAACAUCGUACCGCCUUCCCAACUGCCACAGAAGGCAAAUUACUACCUCUUCAAGGAGGGAAUUAUUCCCGCUUGGGAGGACGAGGAGAAUAAGAACGGUGGAAAGUGGAGUAUACAGCUCCCCAAGGACAAGAACCGAGGGAAUAUUGAUAAGAUGUGGCUCUACACAGUAUGUCACAUUUCCUCCCUUGAGUUAUCAUCUGAUAUUGACACGCGGGUGCAGAUGUUGGCAGCUAUCGGAGAGACGUUUGAUCCAGUCCUCACGAAUGCCGAGAACCCUGACAGCCCACCCCAGUCCCUCAUCACUGGCGUGAUUGUCUCCAUCCGGCCGCAAUUCUACCGACUUUCGAUUUGGACACGAACAGCACCGAAUAUGUCUGGGGCAGAGGAGGACACGAAGUUAAAGGAUCGGAUCGAGGCCAUUGGGAAGCACUUCAAGACAAGUGUGCUUGGGUAUGGAGAGUCGGCAAAGUUGGCGGGACCUUUGGCAACGGAAGUCGAGUUCUUGUCGCACAAGGACUCGGAGAAGAAGGGCAAGCAGGCGAAGAAGAUUAUUGUCUAGAAUUAUCAGAGUGCGUUCGGAUUGUGCUGUCGUUGGCCAUCCUAGGCCUAGGGCUGGUCCUUCGCUGUGAUACUGCUGUAUUGUUGGGCAACAUCUCUAUUUUGUUUUUGUUUUACGGUUUCUUUCUAUUCUUCUCUCUUUUUUAUGUAUACAUAUGUAAAAUGGCGAUUGCUGGAGUCGAAACCAUGCUGCAUGGAGCAAUAUUGCUGUGCAGGAAGCAGCUGUUGCAGUGCGCCAAGUUCAUCC